Messenger RNA from Talaromyces stipitatus ATCC 10500, 873 nucleotides. RefSeq lists its product as uncharacterized. Gene Ontology annotation, molecular function: protein binding. NCBI's taxonomy places the organism in Eukaryota, Fungi, Ascomycota, Eurotiomycetes, Eurotiales, Trichocomaceae. The record is from RefSeq and is a predicted model, not a curated record. The transcript is spliced from 4 exons. Bases 1 to 873 code for a protein of 290 amino acids.
AUGCCUCUGACCUCCAAGUUCCCAAGCCCAUCAGCUUUCGAGCGCCUUCCUUUUGAGUUGAAUGCAACAGUGUUGUCAUAUCUGUCUAAUAAGGACAUAAAAAAUCUACGCUUGACCAGCAAGGCCGUUAAAGCAAAGGAAUUCCUACGCCUGAAGAGAUCUCGGAAUCAAAUUACAGAGAUUGUUUGGGAUGAUGUGCGUCUUUCUUACGGGCAGCGGAUAGAUGACAAGUAUCUAUCUGAGGAUGAAGAUUCUCCCCCUCCUCCUGAGCGAGGGGUACCGUACUGGUAUGUAGUUGCGUGCCAGGAAAGCAAAGGUACUUUAAUCCGCACAAAGGAGGAAAGGAAAGUUUAUUACCAGCAGCUACUUCCACAGCAAGAUGAAAUGCUUGUUUUUGGCGCUGAUAUCGAAGCAUAUCGAUCUGGAUUAGAGCAGUUUCCACAUCUGAAAAGAAUUACGCUUACUGCAGCAACAUGUGGAGUCCUUGAUCAUCCAAUGUAUGCGACUCCUAUGAUACGAGAUUUCCCGCCUGGCUUCACUUAUCCAGCUGAUCGUGCCACUUGGCCAGUUCCGGGAGAAAGCCUUCAACCUUAUGAAUGUAGUAUAAUACCCAUUGGCAAAUGGAAGACACUGCGACCUUUGGGUCUUUCAGGGGUAAUUGUUGAUAUAGAUGAGUUGAUCUCUAUGCUUGCUGCUCAGCCCGCAACGCUACGAUCUGUUGAGCUAAGCUACCUGUUCUUCAGGACGGAAGGCGAGUUUGGGUAUUACCACCUUCUCGAUGCUAUGUGUGGGAAGGUGGGAUGGAAGGGACAGCGAAAGGCCACGCAUGCGUGGCCAUUCAUCAUGGGGGAUCGGCAAUUACCGGGCAUAUGA